AACUCUUCCGCCGCAUCUGCGCUUUGGUAUCGCUGAGAAAUAAAAUUGGUCAGCCGGGAGAACCAGUUUCUCUAUUUUUAACCCUGUUAUUCGUUCGUCGAACACGUGGCUACAUAUGCUUGCUAUUGUAAUUUGAGAGCGGACGAGCAAGGAAAAAACUGAGAAACGAAAGUGGAGGAGCAUAACGAACCGACUGGUAUUAAUAGCGCGGUCAGUCAAGCUUCGUCACUCGACGAUUCAACAACGCCGGAACGUCAAAGUUUGCGUGUCUCUUUCAACCUCGGUAUCAGCGAAGCAUUCCAACCAACAUCGUACGUGUGAUCGAUACAUAUUGAUAACCGUCGAAUUUUCUUUGCUCAGUGUUGCUAUCGACUCUUCUUGAACUCACGAUGUCCGAGCAGUUGCUGACUCUUCUCGUUUUUACGAGCGGAAUAUUGUGUCUCGUGCUACGAGAGUCAACAGCUGUACCUGCUGUGUCGAAAAUAGAUGCGAAAUCGAACAAACACCCAAUCAGCCUGUUCGACGACUCUAUAAAAUUGCUAAAUCGUAGCCAGGAAGAUGUUCUUCCAGGUUCGCCGCAAUCGGUGACUACCAUGAACGGCGAGAAUAUUUACCACGCUAACCAACAAGUAUUUUACUUUAACUGGCCACCCCAGUCGACGUAUUGCCAGCAAUGCAAUUGCACGAGCGUUUUAACGAAAGAUGACUACGUUGUUGCUCCAGGCAUCGGAGCCCACAAGCUCCACACGCGCAAGCUAUCGUGGAACCGUGCACGCAAGUCCUGCAUCGACGAAGGAGGUUACUUGGCCAUUCCGAACUCGUUAGCCGAGGAGGCCGUUUUGAUAAAAUGGAUGCUGGCCUCGAAGGUCGACACGGCUUGGCUAGGCAUUCAUGAUCUGUUCGAGGAAGGCGACUGGGUGACUCUGACGGGCGAAUCGCUGGAGAAAUCUGGUUACGACAGAUGGACCCCGGCGAUUCCGGCGGAUCCCGACAACUUUGGCGGUAGUCAGAAUUGUGCGAUUCUUCUAAGUAAACAUGGUGGAAUGGACGACAUCGGUUGUGGGGGCUCGCACUCCUACUUUUGCGAAAUUACCAUGUGUUGAACAUGAACAACGGACAAGGUAUACGAAUAGGUGCUGCUCGGCGAAAAAAAAAAUUUCAAAUCGUUCUGAAAAAAUUAUUGUUAGCUAGAGAGACCGAUUACAAUCAGUUUUGGUGAACAGACAUACCCCCGAAAUCCUAUCCAGUUUCGAGAAAAAAAUU
Messenger RNA from Colletes gigas, 1263 nucleotides. Its product is annotated as hemolymph lipopolysaccharide-binding protein-like. Bases 390 to 1103 code for a protein of 237 amino acids. The transcript is spliced from 3 exons. NCBI's taxonomy places the organism in Eukaryota, Metazoa, Arthropoda, Insecta, Hymenoptera, Colletidae. The record is from RefSeq and is a predicted model, not a curated record.